This is a messenger RNA of Phyllostomus hastatus (greater spear-nosed bat), 1946 nucleotides long. RefSeq names its product biogenesis of lysosomal organelles complex 1 subunit 5 (gene BLOC1S5). Lineage: Eukaryota; Metazoa; Chordata; Mammalia; Chiroptera; Phyllostomidae. The coding region runs from base 41 to 640 and encodes 199 amino acids. The transcript is spliced from 5 exons. The record is from RefSeq and is a predicted model, not a curated record. Gene Ontology annotation, cellular component: transport vesicle; BLOC-1 complex.
GCAGGCGCAGCGCGGGCGCCAGUGGGCGGAGGUGGUCGGGAUGAGUGGAGAAGGGACGGAGGUCGCUGUGAGUUGUGAAGCCGUCGCGGGAGGAGGAGGCGGCAGUGGCGGCGGCAGUGGCGGCAACGGCAACAAGAAGAGGGACUCGCUAGGGGCCGCGGGCUCACCGGCUCACCUCAUUAUCAAGGAUCUUGGAGAAAUUCACUCAAGGCUGUUAGAUCACAAGCCAAUUAUUCAAGGCGAAAUCCGUUAUUUUGUGAAAGAAUUUGAAGAAAAACGUGGUCUUCGAGAAUUGCGAGUUCUUGAGAAUUGGAAGAAUAUGAUCCAUGAAACAAAUGAACAUACUCUUCCCAAAUGUAGAGAAACAAUGCAAGACAACUUAAACCAAGUUCUCCAGAGACUGCAAGCAGUUACUGACUCAGUCUGUAGACUCCAACAGAGGGAGCAGGAACGAAAACAGAUUCAUAAUGACCAUUUAAUAGCUAGUGAAAACCGGCAUGUAAUCCAGUGGGAUGAUUUCAUGAAAGAACAACACAUCGAACAGGCUGGAGUGGAUGAAGAGCACAGAAAAGCUGUGGAGAGGCUUAAAGAACAAUAUGCUGAGAUGGAGAAGGACCUAGCAAAAUUUUCAACCUUUUAAGACCUUGAAACACAACAGUGACUAAUAAAAUAUUAACUUCCCCCAAAGAACUAACUCUUCCCACCAAACCAUAUAGCCUUUGCUUCAAGCUUAGCAAUAUAUUCAGUGGUAUUCAUAUCCAAAGAAAGAAACUUCUACUGGAGUCUUAAUGAAAUGUUUAGUGGAAGAAGAGUGCUAUAUCUUUCCAGUUUAAGUGCCUAUAUACGAUUUUUUGAAUGGGCAGUAGUAGGAGAAAAAUGGGAUCAAUGUACUUUAUGUUAAUCAGAACUGGCCUUUUUUAUUAUCUCAGAACUGUAAGUAUAGACUUCUUAGAAAAAUAAUUCAUUCUUACAGGGUUAAUAUUAGCUUGUUAUUGUGGCUUAUAAAAUAGAUAUAAUAGUUGCCUAUUUAGUCUCCUUGGCUAUUGGAAGAAUGUGUGAAGUGUUACCCAUGAGUGAUGUAAGAACAACUAUCCUUGGAACAGAGAUCACACUCAUGAGAAGUUCGGCUAUGGCAAAGGUGGCCACGGUGGUCUGUGAAUGGCCUGAAAGGUUACAGAUUGUGCAGUGCACUGUAAUGCCACAUGUUUCCCUGAUGACAAGAUAUACUCAUUAAAUUUUGUGGCCUUCUAGCAAUUAAUAUUUUCAACUUUUAAAACAUGCUUAGAAGGAAAAGCUUACCAAAAAUAUAGUUGAAUUUUAGCCUUUCCAAAAACGAUAAUCUUGCCCAUAAUAUUUACCUCAUUUUUGUGUCUGUUUUGCAGUAUGUGAGCUUUGUAAGACAAGUAAUGUCUAUAUGUGUUUCAACUGCUUAAUGAGUCAUCAGCAAAAUCUGCCAAGGGGUCCCUCUGGAACCUUAUAAAGAUUCUGGCUCUGAAUACACCAGAAGUAUUUGCCCACGUGGCAAAUGACCCAUGUUAAAUGUAAAACCGUUUUAGUAUUUAAUGUCUGUUCUCAUAAGCAGGUGUAUUAUGAUGAAACAUGUACCAACUCUGUCAUCACUGUGCUUUUCAAAAAUCUGCAUUUAACAGUCUAAUUGAGGAAUUAAGUUGAUUUUUUAUUUGCCAUAAAUGAAGCCAAAUUAAGUGCAGUAUUUCAAGAGAUUUAUGGCAAAUGAAUUUGAGGUAUGGAUCUUUCAACUAUUUUUUUUAUUGCUCUUCAAUAAAGAAAGGCACAAGAAAGAAAAUACCCAACUCUCUCAUGUUAUCUCAGUGUUGCUGGUGGAGAAAAGUGACAAUGCUUGCUUGUGUAAAUUUAUGGCUCACUGUCAAAGCUUCAUUCUUGGCUGUAUGUUGAAAAUGUGAUUAAAGUUAAUAGAGGAGAUGAAA